Periophthalmus magnuspinnatus is the source of this 2933-nucleotide messenger RNA. RefSeq names its product N-terminal EF-hand calcium binding protein 3 (gene necab3). Gene Ontology annotation, molecular function: calcium ion binding. NCBI's taxonomy places the organism in Eukaryota, Metazoa, Chordata, Actinopteri, Gobiiformes, Gobiidae. Gene Ontology annotation, cellular component: cytoplasm; endoplasmic reticulum; Golgi cis cisterna. The record is from RefSeq and is a predicted model, not a curated record. Gene Ontology annotation, biological process: regulation of amyloid precursor protein biosynthetic process. The transcript is spliced from 13 exons. Bases 137 to 1243 code for a protein of 368 amino acids.
GUUGCUCCGCGGUGCUGGUUCCUGCCGCUCUCACUUUGCGUCUGCCCUCGCACCUGCAUCUCCAGCGCUCCUUUACUGUUGUGCUUUCGUUGCAUUUUGCGGGUUUUGUUCACGUUUUUCGGCAUUUUGCGCAAAGAUGCUGGCUUGUACAGAGAUAAUCACCAUGUGUUUGCAAUCCGCCAAACACAAGCACCUCCAGGAGCAGCAGCAGCAGCAGCAGCAGCAGCCACCGCAGCAGCAGCACCUGCCCGGACAGGGACUCACCAUCUUCCACGAUAUAUUCCGGCGUGCGGACAAGAACGACGAUGGAAAGCUGUCGUUCGAUGAGUUCAAUGCCUACUUUGCAGAUGGCAUCCUGACGACCGAGGAGCUGCAGGAGCUGUUCUACUCCAUCGACGGACGCCAGAACAACAAUUUGGACACCGACAAGCUCUCAGAUUACUUUUCCCAACACCUGGGUGAAUAUCUCAACGUGCUUUCAUCGCUGGAGAGUCUGAACAUUGCUAUUCUUAAGGCCAUGGAUAAAACUAAAGAGGAGUACCAGGGCUCUAGCGUUCUGGGUCAGUUCGUCACACGCUUCAUGCUCCGGGAGACGUCGAGCCAGCUGUCGUCUCUACAGAGGUCACUGCAGUGCGCCAUGGAGGCAGUGGAAGAGCAGAGCAGCCCGGCCCCAAGAGAAGCAAAGACCACUGACUUGACAACGGCACCGAGAAACACCAGACUCUGCGGUCAGAAGAUCCAUAACAAUCUAUGCUUGUCCCCGUCUGACCCCCGCUCUGUCCUGACCAAUGGUUUGACUCUGGACCACGAGGAGAACUGGUGCUCCCAGAUCAACAAGCUCCAGCAGCUCCUGGACAAGCUUGAGUGUCAGGGUCCUAAGUUGGAGCCUCUCAACGAAGACACACUGGCCAGCACAUACAAGUCUAACAUCCUGCUGGUUCAGAGGCAGAUGUCCGUAAUUGAAGGUGAUGUGGACAAAUUUCAGAUGGUUCUGAAGAGCUACCUCGCAGCCACCGCAGCUCAGACCGACAACCUGCAUGUGUCCGUUCAGAAGCUCCCUGGAAAGUCCUGUUACAUAAUGUAUGAGUUCUGGCAGGAUCGUCUCUCCUGGAUGAGCUACCUCCAGUCCAACAGCAGUAAAGAUUUCCAGCGCUGCGUUAUCGAUAUGCUGGAGGAUGCUGAAGUCGUGUCCACUAUGCUGCUCCCAGCUUCCUGGUGGAUCAUGUCCAACAACAACAACUGAUCUCCCGAUGUUCCUCCUGCCUGCACUUUUACCAACAAAGAGAAGCCAGCGCCCUGUCCGCCCUCACACUUACACCACGGGGAUUACCACAGCGCCCCCUAGCACCAUCUCUCUGAAGUUCUCCUCUUUCCAUUGCUAAUAAGGAGAUAAUUCUGUGCACCCUGCCUGUCCAUAGACUUGAAAUCAACCAGCUCUCUGCAAUGCAAAACCACUUUUUUCCCAUCGUCAUCUAAAUUGUAUUUUGCUCAUGUAUUUUCUGUUGUAUCGUUCGUCUUAUAUAACGAGAAAUACAAUCCAACACAGCACGAUGUCCAUAUAGGUUAUAGAGCAAGUGGAUUAUUUAAAGUGCAUAUGACAGGUUUUCGUGUAUAAUACGUACUUUGUUUGGUGGGAUAGUACCUGUGCUAAAUAUUUAUCAUAGGCUGUGUCCGAAUGUCCACAUUAUUCCCAAGUUAAGGCACUAGUUAGGAGUUACUAAUGGUGUUAGAAUGUCCAGUUGGUGAAAAAGUAGUGGAUAUGAAAUUUCCCACAGUGCAUCUUGAAAAGUAGUGUCCAACGCUGGUCACUAGAGUGUUCAAUAUAGGCCACAGCACAUAACGAGUUGGAAAAACCAGGAGACAGCGACAGGUCUUUAUUUGGACACAGUGCGACUGAAUGAAAGCAAAUAGCAGCACUGGAUUACUGCACUGCUGACCCUUGAUUAUGAAUAAACCACUCAUAAAUAAACUCUUAAUGUGUAGCCUCUAACCUUACCUUGAAUGGUUAAAACAUCAAAAAUUUCCACAUCUCAGACAAAAAAACUGAACAAUCCAUCCUAUAUUGGCAAAAAUGUGUUUGGUUAGCUGGAGUUUGCUGUUUAUUUUUAUUUCUUUUAGUUCACGUGACCCAAAUUUUAAGCGAAUGCUCGAAACGCUCUAUGAUUGACUGCACUAAAUUGUCAGAGUAGUAUGGGGAGGGUUAGGGAAUACGGCGGAUAUUUGGACACAGCCAUAGUCAAGUGGCAGUUUGUAAAGAAAAGUUGAAAAACUAGCUGAAAAAUACAGGAAGCAGAGCUCAGUUCUAAAAAGACUAGACUAAAUUCCAACCAAAAUGCUAUGGCAGUUUAAACCUUCAUUUAACACAAUAAAGAUGUACUCCUAUAUUUUUAUUUGUCAAUUUUUAAUAUCUGUUGUGUAAAUUAAAUGCGCUUUGACCCUUGUUUACAGUACGGUUGCUAGGUAACAGUUAUACCUCUACUUGUCUACUUAUGUCACAUCUUCUGCCAAUGCUCAACCAGGAAGUAAGCUUGGGAAAUCUAACGACAUUUUAAUGAAAAGUAUAGUAUAACCUGUCUAAUGUACUUUAAAACAUAGUGUUUUUUGAGCUUUUAAUGAGUUGUUUUACUAUAAGGGAAAGCGGAUAUGAACAUGCAUGUUUAUAAGCCCUGUCAUGUCAUGUAUAAUCUAUUUAAUGUAUAAUACUAUUGCAAUGUUCUAUGUCGCUACCCUGUUCUGUGCACUGAAUGCUGUAGUUACUUUGCGUGUCAUGACAAUGGGAUAAAUUGUGCUCAAAUAUUUAUUAAAAGUACAUUAGUUAUUAUUACAUGCUACGUAACUAUACACUACUCUAAUAAUCAUCUGUACAUAUUGUAAAACAUGUCAACCUGCUAUUAAUUUGAAAAUGACUGUAAUAAAAGCAAUAGAAAUGUCAG